CGACAGCGAGGUUUCUCUACACAUCGAAAAUAUUACAGUUCCUUUAACUAAGACGGCUUGGGCAAAAAGACAGUCCGAUGAGAGCUGCAAGUAUAUCUUUACUGGAAUUCGACAAACUUUUGGCAUCUUUCAAAAGAAAUUCCAAACCAAGGAUCUAUUGUGAAACGUUACCCUGAUUCUCUCCAUCCGUCGGUAUCCUGGCCGGUCUACUGAUUUGGUGUUGUAGCGAGGGAAGAUGGGAAGAGCGACUGUCAUUCGACAACAUUCCCGCGUGCAGCAUCAACAGAUGUUGGCACAAGAUGAAGAAGCCUGUAGACGACGAAACCAACGAAACAAGAACAAAGCCAGGAAAAUACAAGAAUCGAAAAAGGCGCGACAAAAGUGGAUUUAUAUCCCCACCAUAAUUCUCAUAUCCGCUGGUAUUGUCAUGACAUUUGGGAGCACCAUACAGGGACUGGGGGAAGGCUCGGUGUUUUGGGAAAAGAAAGAACACUUCACCAAAGUCGGCCCGAUUGUCCUCGCAGUUGGCGUUGUCUGUUUAUUGGUAACGGUUGGACUCGAGUCUCGGUGUCAAACAAAGAAGAACAAAGAAAAGACUUUGGCACAGACCUUCGCUCCAGUCUUAUCCGUGGGACUCAGAAUGCCGCGUAAGAACAGUCGGACAGUCCAUACAACAUCUGACAAAUCCAGCAUUCCAAUCAUGGCGUUUGAAGAAGAGGAAUUCUUCGCGAAGAACGUGAACACGAAACCAAUGGAAUACCGCGAAAGUUUCACCAAAAGCAAUAACAACUAUGUCUUGAAACUAGUGCCUACAAGCAAUGUCAGCUCAGAAAUGGAUAUUACCUGGCCGGACAGUUUUCGGAGGAAAUACAGAAUUGGUGAUCAAGGGAAGACAUCGGCAUCAUUGCCGCUUUUAGCAGAUUACUCACUGGACAGUAUGCCUAUACUGGACACACCUCAGCCUUCAUCUGGAGACAGUAUUUCUCUAGACUUAUCCUCCGAAGACAUUGGUGAAUUACCAGAGUCCUUCAUAUAGGUCUGGCUUAGGAUCUACCAGAGUACAAACGCAAGACAUCUUGAUUCCAGUACCUCGCGUUCAAACACAGAUCAACACUGAUGAUGGGAUCAGCCAUACAUAUCACAGCAUUAUUUCAUCCCCACCAUUGCAGUGGAGUAUCAAAGGCCGUAGCUUCCAUGCAUUCUCUUCCCACAUCCUGCCUUAACCUAACUGUUGUGACUUGGUUCACUUUUCGCGAAUUCUUGCAUACCAUGCAACCGGCGAGGAGUUGAGAGAUGUGUGUGCGCCUAGAGCGAAAACGCCUAUGCACUCAAAUGAGGAAUUUGUUAAUUUUAACAGAAAGUCUGUUGUCUGCGUGAUGCUAGAAUGUAUUCUGUUAUUGCAAUAGAUUACUCUGUUCAAUAUAACACAGAAAUUCUAUUAAUUCAGUAUAAAGAUUCCAUUAGACUAACAGGAUAUUACGGUGAAUAUAACAGCAUGUUGUGUUAUAAUAACAGAAUAUAUUCUAGAAUCACUCAAACAGACUUUCUGUUAAAAUUAACAGAUUAAGUUUUUGAGUGUAAGGUGGAGUACACAAGUCCUUGAACACCAAUGACUGGGGCCCAUAAGGAUGGCUUUCGUCACAAUGGUGGUGUUUGUACCCGUUACACACCAUCUAGUGCAUGGACAUUAUAAAGGGCCUUUGGACUGAUGAAGACAAAUGCCGUCCCGACCUAAGAACUACAACAUGUGCUUCCAGUAUUUACAUUCUUAGACUUGGGUGAUAUGUUACCUAAGCCCGAUUCCACGAGGCGAUUUUUGACUUCAGUGAAAUUUUAAAGUUCAGUUCAGUUCCUCAAAAGUUGAAAUUGUGACAAUUUUGUCUUAAUGCUUCUAGGCCUGUCCAAUCUCAAUUCAUGGGGUAGAAUAUAGGCGUUAAAAUUAGAUUUCAAAUUUUGAAUUAAUCCAUCUUUGGCCAAAACCAUCUUUGUGGAAUGAGACCCGAGUGCUUUGGUCUUCUUGGUUUGUUUACAGUUUACAGUCACUGUGGCAAAAGAAAUGUCUAACGAUUUGAACAUGCCGGGCAUGUAUGAGCUGCAUUGGAUUUUUCACAUGUUGUCGUGUCAAAGCGCUGGGUAAAACCUCAGUCUUAGGACUAUCAAUCGUGUAUCAAAGAUGGGGCGAAAUUUUUUCUACCCAGUAUGUACCGUUAUAGGUUACAAUAGAUUUUGUCUGCGCACAGCGUACUGGGCAUUAACGGGGUGGUGAUUGUCACACUCCAAUAUAUGCACAACAUUAAGAGAUUAUCAAGUAAAGUACAUUCCUAUGCACAAUAUAUGGGAUCACCAAAUGUCACUCAUUUAACCAUUUUCUUUUAUUUGCACAAUGUACCGGACCACUAAGUGAUAUGUAUGUUACACCAUUUAUGGAACUACAAAA
Molecule: messenger RNA, 2437 nt
Organism: Liolophura sinensis
Lineage: Eukaryota; Metazoa; Mollusca; Polyplacophora; Chitonida; Chitonidae
Exons: 3
Coding region: 236-1036 (266 amino acids)
Source: RefSeq, a predicted model, not a curated record